Molecule: messenger RNA, 4488 nt
Organism: Sphenostylis stenocarpa
Lineage: Eukaryota; Viridiplantae; Streptophyta; Magnoliopsida; Fabales; Fabaceae
Source: the annotation of a GenBank genome assembly
AUGGAUUCUCAAACCCUAGACUCCACCCAGCUAUUCCUCACCGCCCUCAAAGCCCUCCAACCCCAACCCCCUCCACCACCAUCCACCUCUCUCUCCCCACUCCCCUCCUCACUCCCUAACUCCAAACUCAUCCCCCACACCCGCUUCCUCGUCGACGCCUUCCGCUACGCCGGCCCCCACUCCCACUCCUACUUCCUCUCCCACUUCCAUUCCGACCACUAUACCGGCCUCUCUUCCUCUUGGUCUCGCGGCAUCAUCUUCUGCUCUGCCAUCACCGCCUCUCUACUCCGCCACGUCCUUCGCGUCCCCUCCGCCCUCGUCGUCCCCCUCCCCCUCCGCCAACCUCUCCGUAUUGACGGCGCCCAAGUCACCCUCCUCGACGCCAACCACUGUCCCGGCGCCGUCCAGUUUCUCUUCGCUCUCCCCUGUGCCGAUGGAACCACCUCUCUCAGGUACGUCCACACCGGCGACUUCCGCUUCUCUAAUUCCAUGGUUUCGGAACCCGCCCUUGCUCCCUUCGUCGGUGCCGAUGCAGUGUUUCUCGACAGCACAUAUUGUGACCCUAAGUUUGUAUUCCCCUCGCAAGAGGAAUCCAUUGAUUACGUUGCCAGUGUUGUGGAGAGGGUUGAGCGUGAGUGUGAUGGUUGUAAUGAUAAAGUUUUGUUUCUUGUUGCUACUUAUGUUAUUGGGAAGGAGAAGAUUUUGCUUGAGCUUGCACGUAGGUUUAAGAGGAAGAUACAUGUUGAUGCUAGGAAGAUGGAGGUUUUGAGGGUUCUUGGGUAUGGGGAGAGUGGUGAGUUUACUGAGAAUGGGUUGGAGAGUAAUAUUCAAGUUGUUGGGUGGAAUGUGUUGGGGGAGACUUGGCCUUACUUUAGGCCUAAUUUUGUUAAGAUGAAGGAGAUUAUGGCUGAGAGAGGGGGGUCCUACUCCAAGGUUGUGGGCUUUGUUCCAACAGGGUGGACCUAUGAGGUGAAGCGCAGUAGGUUUGCAGUGAAGUCCAAGGAUUCAUUUCAGAUUCAUCUUGUGCCCUAUAGUGAGCACUCGAACUAUGAUGAGCUCAGGGAGUAUGUGAAGUUUUUGAAGCCAAAACGGGUUGUUCCGACUGUGGGUUUGGAUGUUGAGAAGUGUGACAGUAAACAUGCUGACAGAAUUAGGAAGCAUUUUGCUGGAUUGGUCGAUGAGACUGCUAAUAAGCAUGAGUUUUUAAGGGGUUUUUGUCGUUCACCGGGUGAAUUGGGUUUCAAGGUUGAGAAGGGUGUUAGUGAUGCUCUGGAACCAGGUAAAAGCGUAGACAAAGAAGUCAUUCCAUUGGAGGAGCCAGAAGGUGGUAAAAGUAUUGAUCCAGAUGUGGCUGAGGGUUUGUCGUCUUUUAUGGGAGAUACUUGUACACAGGAUCCUUCUUUGCUGAAUGAUGAAGAAAAAGAGAAAAUAAUUCAAGAUCUUAGUUGUUGUUUGCCCACAUGGGUCACCCGAAACCAGAUGCUGGAUAUGAUCAGCAUCUCAGGGUGCAAUGUCAUUGAAGCUGUUUCUAAUUUCUAUGAACGUGAAACUGAAUUCCAUGAGCAGGUGAUUUCCUGUCAAACUCCUGUUUCAACAUCCAAUUUCUGCGCAUCAAAUGACACUGAUUCACUUGCAAAACCUAGCCUUAAUAAUACAAACAACACUUGCAAAAAUAUUGACAUUUUCCCAAGUCAAGGCUCUAAAUUAGCUAUCCUGAGGCAUAAAGUACCUAGUCCCAUUUCUCCUGCCAAAAGGAAACGAAGUAGUGACAGUAAGCAAAACAAAAAAGGCAAAGCCACAGCCAAAGUCAAAACAAAAUCUGAACCAAGUGGUUCGAAGCAGUCCACAAUUACAAGAUUCUUCAGUAAAGUAAUACCUGAGAUGUCCGGUGGUACUCAAUCUGAUAAUUCUGAACUAAAGCUUGACCAAAGCUCUAAUGUUGAAGACUUGUUGCCAACUGAUGUUGGACAAACAUACGAUGAUGAAAUUGAUCAAUUUAUGCAGAUAAUAAAUGGGAAUGAGUCAUUAAAAAAACAUGCCAUCACUAUAAUUAAGAAUACUAAAGGAGAUGUCAAUAAGGCAUUGGAUAUAUAUUACUGUAGUCCUGAAAAUUUUAGGGAAAAUGAAUUAUCAGUUCAAGGGGAGAGCAAAAUUGAUAGACCUUUGUUGAAGAAGCCUGCAUCAGAGCAAUUGAGAAUUAUACCUGAUAUUUCUGGGCAGAAAGUGUUAAAGGAUAAUGUUGAUGCUACUCAACUAUCUCUACCACCUGACAAAUACAACCCUAAAGAACAUGCAUGUUGGAGAGAUGGACAGCCUGCACCAUAUUUACAUAUUGCACGAACCUUCAACCUGCUUGAGGGUGAGAGAGGAAAGAUUAAAGCUACUUCAUUGUUAUGCAAUAUGUUCAGAAGCUUGUUGGCUUUAUCUCCAGCAGAUGUGCUUCCUGCUGUGUAUCUAUGCAUAAACAAAAUUGCUCCAGACCAUGAAAAUAAGGAACUAAAUAUUGGUGGAAGUUUAGUCACUGCGGCACUUGAAGAGGCAUGUGGAACAGAUCGUUUGAAAAUAAGGGAGAUGUAUAACAAAUUUGGUGAUCUUGGUGAUGUUGCUCAAGAAUGUCGUCGAACACAGAGAUUGCUUGCACCACCUACACCACUUCUAAUUAAGGAUUUUUUCUCUGCGCUACAAAUGAUUAGGACCAUAGUGAUGCCUGUAUGUGUGUGCAUCAGUGUACAAACAGGCAGUGGAAGCACAUCUCGGAAGAAAGGCAUCAUUGUUCAUCUCAUGCAUUCCUGCCGGGAGAAGGAGAUAAAGUUUGUUGUUCGGACCUUGUUAGUUCAUCAGCAGUCAUAUCAGGCUAGAUUGAGUGACCUUCUCUCUACACAUUACAUUUGGAUAUCUACUGUUCUGAAUGUCAGGAACCUAAGAAUUGGGGCCAUGCUUAGAACUGUUUUACCUGCAUUGGCUCAUGCUGUUGCUAUGAAUUCUGGCUCUACUUUUCACCAAGUAGGAACUGCAGAAAAUUUGAAGGAGAAACUUCAGGUUCUUUCUAUGGAAGUUGUUGAAGCAUAUAACAUACUGCCAAAUUUGGAUCUCAUAGUUCCAUCUCUCAUGAACAAAGGCAUUGAUUUUUCAGUUUCAAGUUUAUCAAUGGUUCCAGGAAUCCCUAUUAGGCCUAUGCUAGCAAACGAGUCUUCACGAAUCCUCUCUUACUUUAUUAACACCCAAUUGCUUCUUUCUUCCUUGUAUUUUCCAUUUCUUCAUAGGAUCACCAAUGGUAUUCCUCAAGCUCUGAAGCUAUUUGAAAAUAAAGCAUUUACAUGUGAAUAUAAGUAUGAUGGUCAGCGGGCUCAAAUUCACAAAUUAGUUGAUGGAUCAAUUCGUGUUUUUUCAAGAAAUGGGGACGAAUCAACUUCAAGAUUUCCUGAUCUGAUUGACAUAAUUAAGGAAUCCAGCAAGCCUGUUGCAUCAACUUUCAUAUUGGAUGCGGAGGUGGUUGGUAUUGACAGGAAAAAUGGAUAUAGGAUUAUGUCUUUCCAGGAGCUAUCUUCACGAGGGAGAGGUGGCAAAGAUGCAUUAGUUACUGCAGAGAGCAUCAAGGUGGAUAUAUGCAUCUUUGUCUUUGAUAUCAUGUUUGCAAAUGAAGAACAGUUAUUGGGUUGUCCUCUGCGCCUAAGACGAAAGUAUCUGAAGGAUUUGUUCUAUGAUGAGAAACCUGGGUAUUUUGAAUAUGCAAAGGAAACAACUAUUGAAGCAGAUGAUGCUUGCUUAACCUGUGAAGCCACAUUAACCAAGAUAAAUGCUUUCCUGGAAGCUGCACUCCACUCUUCAUGUGAAGGAAUUAUGGUGAAAACAUUGGAUAUUGAGGCUGGCUAUUUUCCAUCAAAGCGUUCUGACAAAUGGUUAAAAGUCAAGCGAGAUUAUGUGGAAGGAUUAAAUGAUACUCUUGAUUUAGUACCGAUUGGUGCUUGGCAUGGAAACGGAAGGAAAGCUGGAUGGUAUAGUCCAUUUCUAAUGGCGUGUUUCAAUCCUGAGACAGAGGAGUACCAAAGCGUAUGUCGUGUGAUGUCCGGAUUCUCAGAUUCAUUUUACAUAGAGAUGAAAGAAUUCUUCUCUGAGGACAAAGUCUUGUCCAAAAAACCGCCAUAUUAUCAAACAGGAGAGGCACCAGACAUGUGGUUUUGUCCACAAGUCGUUUGGGAAAUAAAAGGAGCAGACUUUACAGUAUCCCCAGUUCAUCAUGCUGCAAUUGGUUUAGUUCAUCCAUCUCGAGGCAUUUCAAUCAGAUUUCCAAGAUUUAUUUGCUGCGUCUCAGACAGAAACCCAGAAGAAUGUAGCACAGCUUCCGAUAUAGUUGAAAUGUUUCAUUCUCAGACUCGGAAGAUGGAUGUCACGGCUAAAGAUGUAGAAAUUUUAAAGGCAGAUCUCUUGGCUUGUCGGACUCUUGGUAGACCACAAAGGAGUUACCCUAUCCCACUUAAGUCGUGCUAG